Condylura cristata (star-nosed mole) is the source of this 4481-nucleotide messenger RNA. It is a transcript of the gene BIRC3, whose product is annotated as baculoviral IAP repeat containing 3. The record is from RefSeq and is a predicted model, not a curated record. Gene Ontology annotation, cellular component: nucleus; spindle microtubule; cytoplasm. The coding region runs from base 2236 to 4026 and encodes 596 amino acids. NCBI's taxonomy places the organism in Eukaryota, Metazoa, Chordata, Mammalia, Eulipotyphla, Talpidae. Gene Ontology annotation, biological process: regulation of cell cycle; positive regulation of protein ubiquitination; negative regulation of apoptotic process. Gene Ontology annotation, molecular function: ubiquitin protein ligase activity; cysteine-type endopeptidase inhibitor activity involved in apoptotic process. The transcript has 9 exons.
CCUGUCACGCGGGUCGGAGCCGAGGCUGCGGUCUUCGGGGACGAUCGGGCUCAGCGGCGGAGACGCUGCGCAGCGGGUGGUACGGUUUUACAGAAGACGUGAACUGUUCUACUUAUAGAUUUUUUCCUUUUCUUUCUAUAAAUCAAACCAUCUAAAAAUGGAGGCCUAAAUCCUUUAAAAGGGACCUAGUCUACUCUCCGGGAGGUAGUUUUGUGCAUGAAUAAACAAAUUAAGUAGGUAACUGUAGUUUUUGAUAUCCAAAAGUGUUAGUUUAAAAAAUACAGUGUAUUUUUAUUAGGUGUAACUUCUGAAUUGGAUUUUUAAUUUCACUUGUGGGUGUCGAAGAAAAGUGACUGUAGCUGAGGCAAAGUGUUUAUGCACUAUUCAAAGCUGACGUCUCCUUCUGAAACUGUGUAGAAUAGAAAAAGUGCCUGUGUUUGGUGAAAAAUUUAAAAUGAGUGACAGUUGUUUAGAACAAAGAUUUAAUAUUCAGCCCUGGGCCAAAUUAGAGAAAUAUGCAAAUAAGACCUUUGACAUGUUAGAAGGUUUCUACAAUAACAAAGGAAUGUUAAGAACAAAAUUCUUUGAUGGUUACAAGAAGUUUAGAGAAAGUAGGAAAGAUAAACAUGAUGAUUGGUGAAGAAAUUAACCACUCAUAAGACUGGAUCUUAUUAAAGCAUACAAUUUAGUUUGUUCAAAUGGAUUAUCUUCUCUUGAGAAUGAUGGCUGGGUGGCUACAUUUUGGUAAAUGAACAUACUUAUAAGGAGACAGAAGUUUUCUAACAGUGUGAAAAAUUACUGCCAAGGAAAGGAAUACUGAAGUCAGAUACGUUAGCUACCAUUUGCAAGUUUAAUAAUCAUGAUGCCACCUGGAAAUACAGCUUACAGUAGUUAAGCCCUCCCCUCAGUGGGGCGCAAGAAGGCAUACUUAUAGAAAAAGAAAACAAAAACCAACCCACAUAACUUAUUUCUUGGUCAUAGCCCAUUCACUCCUAGCUAGUAAUACUUGAGAAAUUCUAAAUUUUGAUAAUGGCCCUGCUGUUUUAAAGGAGUGGAUUGUGACAGAGUAAAUUUACUAGUAGUGUUUGUCAUGAUAAAGUUUGGUUUAAGGUAUUUUACCUGUGAAAAUUUUUUGACUCAAGCCAAAUUUGUGCAACUUGAUUACCCAUCUUAGCCUAUAACCUCAGAACUCUUUUGACUAUUUUUAAUAUUAUAUGCAUUUUCAAAGCAGAAGACUUGAUGUUGGCUCUAAUCAAAACAGCAUGAAGCAGAACCUAAAAGAACAGAGCAAAUAUACUAAUCUCUGAUCACUUACCUAAAAUAGAAUGCUUAACUUGCUAAGGUCUAAUGGUAUCACUGUGCCUGAGUUACCAGGUUCUUGAGUCUCUUUGGGAAGUAAUUAUUGCUUGAUAAAUCUUGAAAGUAGGCCUAAGAAUGUAUCAGCCAACUCUAUUACAAUUUGAUCUUUUUAUUUGAGGAAAAAUUCAACUUUUUGUUCCCCCUGUUAAAAUGACUGUAGAAAGAAAAAUUUAAUUUGAGAAAGACUUAGGGUAUAUUAUAUUUAAUUGCAUCAAAGAUGUCAUCAACUGACAGAGAGACUUAACUUAUGUACCACUCAGAAACAAAUAUGCUGCAAAUGCUAUUAAUUCUAAGAUACUUCUGCAAAUCAGCGAUGUUAAAACAAACACCUUUGAUGUAGUGAAAUGUAAAAAUGCAUUCUUUUCAUUUUUGGAGGGUGUUUUCUGUCUACCAAAUUUCACAAUUUCCAAAAAGCAAAAUAAACAGUUUGAAUAUUUUUCUACAGUUUCUGCAGAACAUUCAUAGAAUACUGUUUUCCACCUGAGUCAUGUGAGUCAGACAUGUUAUCUUCAGUUUGGUGCUUGCCAGUCAAGCUCUCUAGUGGCUAGGGAAGGCAACACUGAAUGACAUCUCGAUGACCUCAGCACCUGACACUUCCAGGAAAUGUUUUGAUUUUCAUCACAAGGUAGUUGAUUACAUUGCAUGUGUAAAGAUUAUACAAAGAUUGAAUUUUCAUGUAUAACUGUCCCUUAAAACAUAUCAGUAUAUGACUUAGGACCUCACAAUGCAGAAACCCUAAAUGCCUACAAGUGAAAAGAACAAAAGAACUCCAGUUCUAGGUAUUUGACGAGUACUAAGACGAAUGAACCAUAAGCCGUGCACAAAACUACCUCCCUAGAGAAAGGCUAGUCCCUUUUCCUCCCCAUCUGUUUCAUUAUGAACAUAGUAGAAAAAAGUGAAUUUUUAUCAAACUUGAUGAAAAGUGCUAACACAUUUGAAUUGAAAUACGAUUUCUCUUGUGAACUGUACCGCAUGUCCACAUAUUCAACUUUCCCUGCUGGUAUUCCUGUUUCAGAAAGGAGGCUUGCUCGGGCAGGUUUUUAUUAUACUGGAGUGAAUGACAAGGUCAAAUGCUUCUGUUGUGGCCUGAUGCUGGACAACUGGAAACAAGGAGACAGUCCUAUUGAAAAGCAUAAAAAGUUGUAUCCUAGCUGUAGCUUCGUUCAGAAUCUGAAUUCGCCUCACAUGUUGGGAGCCAUCUCUCAGCCUUCUUCUCCUUCAGUAACACAUUCUACACAUUCAUUACUUCCAAGUUUGCAAAACGCUGGAUAUUUCAGUGGUUCUUAUUCAAGCUUUCCAUCCACAUCUGUAAUCUCCGGACCGAAUCAAGAUCUCCACCACGGUGUAAUGAAUACUGAAAAGGCCAGAUUGCUUACUUUCCAGAUGUGGCCCUUGUCUUUUCUGUCACCAGCAGAUCUGGCAAAAGCAGGAUUUUAUUACAUCGGCCCUGGAGAUAGAGUGGCCUGCUUUGCUUGUGGUGGGAAGUUGAGCAACUGGGAACCAAAGGAUGAUGCCAAGUCAGAACACCUGAGACAUUUCCCCAACUGCCCAUUUGUAGAAAAUCAGUUUCAAGAGACUUUACCAUACAUUGUCUCUAACCUGAGCAUGCAGACACAGGCAGCCCGCAUGAAAACAUUCUAUAACUGGCCCUCUAAUGCUCCAGUUCACCCUGAGCAGCUUGCAAGUGCCGGCUUUUAUUAUACAGGUCACAGUGAUGAUGUCAAGUGCUUUUGCUGUGAUGGUGGACUGAGGUGUUGGGAAUCUGGAGAUGACCCAUGGGUGCAACAUGCCAAAUGGUUUCCAAGGUGUGAGUUCUUGAUACAAGUUAAAGGACAGGAGUUCACUAGUCGGGUUCAAGCCAAUUACCCUCAUCUCCUUGAACAGCUAUUAUCUACUUCAGAAAACCCAGAAGAUGAAAAUGUCGAGUCACCAAUUAUCCAUUUUGGGCCUGAUGAGAACCAUGCAGAAGAUGCAGUCAUUAUGAACACACCUGUGGUGAAAGCUGCCCUGGAAAUGGGCUUCAGCAGAAAACUGGUCAAACUGACAGUUCAGAGUAAAAUCCUGACAGCUGGAGAGAAUUACAAAACUGUCAGUGAUCUUGUAUUAGAUUUACUUAAUGCAGAAGACGAGAUAAGAGAAGAGGAGAAAGAAAGAGCAACUGAAGAAAAAGAAUCAGAUGAUCUGUUAUUAAUUCGGAAGAACAGAAUGGCACUUUUCCAACAUUUGACAUGUGUGCUUCCAAUCCUGGAUAGCCUACUAACUGCCAGGGUGAUUAGUGAACAAGAACAUUAUGUUAUUAGACAGAAAACACAGAUAUCGUUACAAGCAAGAGAAGUGAUUGAUACUAUUUUAGUCAAAGGAAACUUUGCAGCGACCAUAUUCAAAAAUACUCUUCAAGAAACAGACUCCACAUUAUACAAGCAUUUAUUUGUUGAACGGGACAUAAAGUAUAUUCCCACAGAAGAUGUUUCAGAUCUAUCAAUGGAAGAACAAUUGAGGCGACUACAAGAAGAAAGGACAUGUAAAGUGUGUAUGGACAAAGAAGUGUCCAUAGUGUUCAUUCCGUGUGGUCACCUGGUAGUUUGCAAGGAUUGUGCCCCUUCUCUAAGAAAAUGUCCUAUUUGUAGAGGGACAAUCAAGGGUACAGUUCGUACAUUUCUUUCAUGAUGAAGUCUAAACUUUGUUCUAAACUUUAAAAUUAAUGGAUCGAAUGUAAUUUUAAUUUUUAUACUGAUUUGGUUUCUUUAAGAUUUUUAAUUUAUUUGUAAUUCUGAAAAUUUUAUGUAAAUAUAUUUAUAUAUGUAUCUAAAACAUGAAAUAGAAAUACUAAGAGAAUGAUAGGCUUUUAUUCUUGCAAACAAAAUAGGGAUAUCACUACAAGCACAAUACUAAAUCAAAAUGUCGGCACUAAUGAAAUUGUAAAUAAAAUUUAACGUUUUUGAGUUAACCUUUCAGAACUUUCCCUAUUUUGGGCGUUAAGAAUAUUAAGAAUAUUAAGAAUCUGGAACACAGAAUUUCUGCUUUUUUUCCAUCAGUGCCCAAUAAUAAUAUGCCUGGAUAUUUUUAGUGACUUUUUAUGGACACAGUGUUUUUGUAAGAAUUCUAUGGAACAUUUUUUAAUA